CACAAUCUUAAGUCGUAUAUUUUUAAUCAGUUCAAUAAUCAUAUGAAUUUACAGCUGCUGUUGAAUGGAUGCAAUCUUGUGAAUCGCUGCGAGCUAUCACGUUCUCAAGAUCGCGAACUUCAAAGAUACAUUGACGCCAAUUCCCAUUUGUUGCGAUACGGAUAUCGUGACGGUGAGUCUUAUUCCAAGAAAGCAUUCGCUUAUCGUUUUUAUUUGUGCUAA
This is a messenger RNA of Dracunculus medinensis (Guinea worm), 222 nucleotides long. Lineage: Eukaryota; Metazoa; Nematoda; Chromadorea; Rhabditida; Dracunculidae. The record is from the annotation of a GenBank genome assembly.